Molecule: messenger RNA, 4781 nt
Organism: Cygnus olor (mute swan)
Lineage: Eukaryota; Metazoa; Chordata; Aves; Anseriformes; Anatidae
Gene: NDC80
Product: NDC80 kinetochore complex component
Exons: 17
Coding region: 62-2191 (709 amino acids)
Biological process (GO): attachment of mitotic spindle microtubules to kinetochore
Cellular component (GO): Ndc80 complex
Source: RefSeq, a predicted model, not a curated record
GGUAACGGGCGGGCGGGCGGCGGCUGGCCCCGGGCCCUGCCCUGGGGGGUGGAAUACGGGAAUGGGGGCCGGAAUACGGGAAUGGGGGCCGCCAUUUUCUUCGGUGGUAACGCGGCCGGGCUGGGUCUUGGGCCGGAGUCAGCCGUUGGCCGGGCUCGCUCGGUGUGAGGGGGGGAGGAUGAGGCGGCCGCCCCCGGGAGACGAGGCGGCGGGGGGCUGCGCUGUGAGGAGGGCUCCGGCUAAGCGUUUAUGCCCUGGCUCAUUCACAAUGAGACGAAGCUCGAGUACUGCGGGGAGUAGUAGUCGGCAAUCUACAAUGGUACUGCGAGUGCAGGACAACAACAAGAUGGGUCUUCAAACACCUCAGAUGAAGGACAGAGGAACGUUUGGGAAGCUGAGCAUGAGCAAACCGAUGUCUGGAACUUCGGAAAGAAAAGUCAGCUUUUUUGGGAAGAGAACUAGUGGGGCUGGAGGUUCACGCAACAGUCAGUAUGGCGUGUUUGGUACAGAAAAGAUCAAGGAUCCCAGGCCCCUUCAUGACAAGGCAUUCAUCCAACAAUGUAUCAAACAGCUUUGUGAGUUUCUUGUUGACAAUGGUUACGCCCAUAAUGUCUCCAUGAAAUCCCUACAGUCUCCAUCCGUAAAGGACUUCUUAAAAAUCUUCACUUUUAUCUAUGGAUUUCUCUGCCCUUCCUAUGAACUGCCUGACUCAAAAUUUGAAGAGGAAAUUCCUAGAGUUUUUAAAGAGCUGGGGUACCCUUUUGCUUUGUCAAAGAGCUCCAUGUACACAGUGGGAGCUCCACACACGUGGCCUCAGAUCGUGACAGCUUUGGUUUGGUUAAUCGACUGUGUCAAGUUGUAUUCUGCCAUGAGGGAAAAUUCAUCGUCAUUUGAUGAUGGACAGAACUGGGGAGGAGAGACAGAUGAUGGAAUUGUACAUAACAAGCUUUUCAUGGACUAUGUUGUGAAGUGUUAUGAGCACUUCAUGAAAGGGGGAGAUACGUUUGAAGAAUUGGAUGCAGAAGUGCAGUCAAAAUUAAAGGAUUUAUUUAAUAUAGAUGAAUUCCAGAUAGAAGGUUUAGCAGCAGAAAACAAAAGACUUCAUGAAGAAAUCGCAAGACUAGAAAAAGAAAGGGAAAGCGAGCCGGAUCGUUUAGUAUCACUACGAAAGCUGAGAUCAUCUUUUCAAGCUGAUGUUCAGAAAUACCAGGCUUAUCUGGCUAAUCUGGAAUCUCAUACAAACAUCCUUGAUCAGAAAAUGAAAGGUGUUAAUGAGGAAGUUGAGGCAGCAGAAAUGGAAGUAGAAGCAAUGAAGCAGGAGAAUGCCCGGCUCCAGCACAUCUUUGAUAACCAAAAGUACUCAGUUGCGGAUAUAGAGAGAAUAAAUCAUGAGAGAAAUGAGUUACAGCAAACCAUUAACAAGCUGACUAAGGAACUGGAAGCAGAAGAACAUCAACUGUGGAAUGAAGAGCUAAAAUAUGCUAGAAAUAAAGAGGCGAUCGAAACACAGCUGGCAGAGUAUCAUAAACUGGCUCGAAAGCUGAAAUUGAUUCCAAUAAGUGCUGAGAAUUCCAAAGGCCAUGACUUUGAGAUUCACUUUAAUCCUGAGGCAGGACCAAAUUGCCUAGUCAAAUACAGAACUCAGAUUAAGGCUCCCCUUAUGGAGAUCAUAAACCAGACUGAAGAAGAAAUUAGGAAAGCUACUCAACGGAAAAUGAGUUUGGAGGAUACUUUGGAACAGGUGAAUGCAAUGGUAGUGGAGAAGAAAAGCAGCGUGAAAACACUGAAAGAAGAAGCAGAAAAGCUGGAUGAUCUUUACCAUCAGAAGCUAAAAGAGGCAGAAGAAGAGGAGCGAAAAUGUGCAAAUGAGCUGGAAUUGUUAGAGAAGCAUAAACAACUACUUGAAAGUGGUGUCAAUGAAGGUCUCAGUGAAGCCACAAAUGAACUGCAUGAUAUUCAGCGACAAUAUCAAAUCGUUAUGCAAACAACAACAGAAGAGAGCAGGAAAGCAGGCGAUAAUUUGAAUCGUCUUUUAGAAGUGAUUGCUACUCAUGUAGUAUCUAUAGAGAAAUAUCUUGAUGAACAGAAUGCGAAAAUUGACAGAGACUAUGAAGAAUUCAUGUCUGAAGAUCUACUGUCAGUCUUGACUGGAAUUCUAGACAGUUAUAAAAAGAAGGCUGAAAGCGUGUAAUUACUAAAAAGGUGAAGAUGAAAAUUUUGUGCUUCUGAAGCUGUUGUGGUGUCUCCUAAAUGCAGGAAGCAACCAUCCUUUUAGCAGCUAAAUUGGUUUUAAGUUUAAGAAAUGUUCAUGAACCUCCUCUGCUUUAUUAAUAUAAAUAUAAUAAAGGAUUAAAAGAAACAUUUGCAAUUAAAAAAAAAAAAGGUUUGCUUACACUUCCUCCUUAUGAUGUAUUUAUACAAAAUUACAAAUGUCUAUAACAAGACAACUAUGGAACAACUUAAUUUCAUUUUUUUUCCUGUAUAAAUAAAUCAUAUGUGCUCUUCUAGUAAUAUUCAGUAAGGUGAGUACUGUCAGCCUGUUAAAAAUAACCAGCUUCAGUGAACUUACAGAUAAGACUGCAAGUGACAGCACAAAUGCAGAGGAUACUGACAAAAAUAAAAUAACCAGUGGCUUUUCUACACUUGGAAGAUUGCUAACUGAGAAGAGUCAUGCUUUCCUUUUCGGAGUAUAGUUUGCGCAUUUGCUGGUAUAAGUAUGUAUAAGUAUGUAUUUAGUAUGCACACAUGAUGGUGCACAUCCUUCCUCAAGCCUUCAAUUUACCGUCAAGACCAAAUGUAAAUGUCUUCCAGUCUCCUGUCUGUUCUGUUAUCUAUCAAAUGCUCAGAGACCUCCCUUACAUGUGUAAGGUUUUUGUUAUUUUUCUUUUAGCAAAAGCCUCUCUGGAAAGAUCAGUAGUAGUUAUACGGUAGUCUUGUAAAUCAUCUAGAGAAUGAAAGAAUGAAAGUUCUGUCUCUGAGUGCUUGUAGCACCAGAUGAAAACUUACUGUACUUCUUGAGUAUGUGUGCUAGAGAGAGUUCUAAGCAGGGCAACGUGAAUUCUGUCAAUCUAGCUCAUCAGUUGAAGAUGUAACUAGUCUUGUAUACAUGAAAAUGAUCUAAAACGAGUCUGCAUUCUGUUGCUACACUAGUAGGGCAGACCAUACUUAAUUUUUUUUUCUUCCUCAGGAAAGUAGCAGUAAAGUUGGCGUACGGGGAGCUCCAGUCCUAUAAAUACACUGAAGAAAAUGUAUCCCCAUCUCUUGAGCAUGUACUUCUUUCUUGUUCGAUGCCAUGUAGAAAGCAGAAGUAGUAUCUGCUUGUCUACUAUGUUAUAUACUUUUGUGUUCUUAAAAAAAAAAAAAAAAGUAUUGGAUAGUUUAAUUUAUGAUGGUAUUCCCUGUGGUAUUGAAGUAUUUGAGGUUUUUGAAUACAGUUCAGUGAUAAAUCACUGAUUCAAAUCUACAACAAAAAAUCUGCAAUGUAUUCAAAAGUUUCUGGUGGCUCAUAGCUAAAUAAAGUUGCUCCUUAAUUCUCUAAUUAGAUAAAGUAUUCAUGUGAAACACAGAUCCUUCAGAUACCCAUCAAAACUUAAGUUAGACCCUCUAAACGCAGACUGAAAGUUAAAAGCUGAAUUGUGUUUAAUUCUAGGCUUUUUUUUUGCAUGAAAUUCAGUCAUCUUCAUUAACAUAGUAUGUGAAUUUUCUAGCUCUUGGUAUUUUGUUUUAGAUACUUUAAUUAUGGCAGUAUUCAAAUUUCAAGCUCUCUUUUGCUAUAUUCUGGAAGUUGAAUUAGCUAUAAUGGCUUUCUGACAAGCAGGUAACAGUUCUGCUUUCUUCUGUUUUCCUCUUUUGUCUUACCUUUACAAACUCUUGCUUUUUUCGUCAAAUCUCAGUUCUUUCUUUUUAGAAGCUUGUUUCUGUGAGCUUUCUAAUAUAUUUAUCUAAAACAAUAUUCUCCUAAUUAAGCAAAACUGUUAGAAAUACCGAACAAUCAUGUUCCUUUAAAGUGUUUCUUUAGGCAUUGCACUCUUUCCUGGCUUCCUGUCUUUUCUCUGCUUCUGUAACUGGUUGUUCCUGUUUCUUAGUAUCCGCAGCCUCUUUGCCAUGGGGAGUAGUCAGCUGACUCAGUAAAUGUAAUUUCAAAGGCCAAAAUGUAACCCAAUGGUAAUGGAUUAAGGAAUCAAGGUCAGAAUGACCUUCGCUUCAUGUACUUGCAAAGCUAAUGUUCUGAAGUUAAAUUAGUCCAAGUAAUAAAGUCUGCACAGGUAGUGUUGGCAACAUGUUUUCAUUAUUGGUCUGUAUGUCAAACAAAAUUGACUUUAGAAUUAGCUCGGGAUUUGACCUAGGUUCUGUAAAAUACUAUGGUGAUUUUUGUGUCACGAUACAAUAUAGUAGGCAUCAGCCAAUGUUAGUCUCGUACAUCUUCACACUUUAAAAUGCAAGGAACUUUUCAAUGUUUCUUGAACAUAAGGCCCCUGUGGGAUAUUUGAAGUCAGUUCCUUCAGUUAUUUUUUAAUUUGUAUUCUGGGAUGUGGCUUUCAGAUUUAUGCAACAGACACUAGAACAUAAUUACUGCUCUUGAGUUUGUUUUUAAAUAGGAAUGUGAAGUCUUAAUCAAAUGUACCACUGGCACCUGCAUAUUGCAAUAGUAUUAGUAGUUUGCAAUUUUUUUAGCUUUUGUAUGGAUACAGUUCCCUCAUUUACAGCUAAUGUAUCUUUUGUACAGCUUAAUAUGCCUUAAGUUUAUGUAUUUUCAAACCCAAUAAAAUUUCUUAAACAUG